Messenger RNA from Gracilinanus agilis (Agile Gracile Mouse Opossum), 3496 nucleotides. RefSeq names its product SPARC related modular calcium binding 2 (gene SMOC2). NCBI's taxonomy places the organism in Eukaryota, Metazoa, Chordata, Mammalia, Didelphimorphia, Didelphidae. Gene Ontology annotation, biological process: translation; extracellular matrix organization. The record is from RefSeq and is a predicted model, not a curated record. Gene Ontology annotation, molecular function: extracellular matrix binding; calcium ion binding; protein binding. Gene Ontology annotation, cellular component: basement membrane; ribosome.
AUGGCUGAGGAAAGCAUUGCUGCUGGAGGUAUAACAGACAUUAACGCUUCUCUACAAGAAAUACUGAAGCUUGAACUCAUUCAUGAUGGCUUAGCUCAUGGAAUUGGUGACGUUGCCAAAGCCUUAGAUCAAUGCCAAGUCCAUCUUAGUGUUCUUCCUUCCAACUGAGAUGAACCUACAUAAGUAAAAUUGGUUGAAACCCUGUGUGCUGAGCACCAAAUCACCUUAAUCAAAGUUGGCCAAAAGAAGCUGGCUGAAUGGGUAGGAGUUUGUAAAACUGACAGAGAGGGAAAGCCUCAUAAAAUGGUUGGCUGUAGUUGUGUUGUUGUUAAGGACUAUGGCAAGGAAACUCUGGUAAAAGAAAUUAUAGAAGGAUAUUUUAAAAGCAAAAAAAUACCAGUAUUUGGUCUGUUUUCCAAAGAGCCUUGCAGGAGAUCCGAGAAAAGAGCGAGCCAGGGGGUAGAGAGGAGCAGUGAGACCGCGGGGCAAAACUCUUCCCGCUGCACCCUGUCAAGGCCCGUGCGUGCGUGUGUGUAUAUCUGCGCGCGUGUCUGUCUGUGUACGUCUCCGCUGCGGGUCAGGAUGUUGUUCCCCAAAAUUUGGUGGCUGCUGCUGCUGUUCCCGGAGCUGCUCCUACUGGUCCCAGCACAGAAGUUCUCCGCUCUCACGUUUUUGAGAGUGGACCAAGAUAAAGAUAAAGAGUGUAGCCUGGACUGUGCAGGAUCCCCUCAGAAAUCACUCUGUGCAUCUGAUGGAAGGACCUUCUUAUCCCGGUGUGAAUUUCAACGGGCCAAAUGCAAGGAUCCUCAGCUGGAAAUUGCCUAUCGAGGAAACUGCAAAGAUGUAUCAAGAUGUGUGGCAGAAAGGAAGUAUACCCAGGAACAAGCCCGCAAGGAAUUUCAGCAAGUUUUCAUUCCAGAAUGCAAUGAUGAUGGCACAUACAGCCAGGUACAAUGUCACAGUUACACGGGAUAUUGUUGGUGUGUUACUCCCAAUGGACGACCAAUCAGUGGUACUGCAGUAGCCCACAAAACACCUAGGUGUCCAGGUUCUAUUACUGAAAAGUUGCCUCAACGAGAAGGCACAGGGAAAACAGUCUCCUUGCAAAUCUUUUCCAUUCUGAAUUCAGAUGAUGCCUCAGCUCCUGCAUUGGAGACUCAGCCUCAAGGUGACGAAGAAGAUAUUGCUUCUCGUUAUCCCACUUUGUGGACUGAACAAGUCAAGAGCAGACAGAACAAAACCAAUAAGAAUUCAGCAUCAUCAUGUGACCAAGAACACCAGUCUGCAUUAGAAGAAGCCAAACAGCCGAAGAAUGACAAUGUAGUUAUUCCUGAGUGUGCUCAUGGUGGCCUUUACAAACCUGUGCAGUGUCAUCCUUCUACAGGAUAUUGCUGGUGUGUUCUAGUAGACACAGGACGUCCUAUUCCUGGUACAUCUACAAGGUAUGAACAGCCGAAAUGCGAUAACACAGCCAGGGCUCACCCAACCAAAACAAAGGAUUUGUACAAGGGCCGCCAGCUCCAAGGUAGAGGGCCUUUCAUCUAUAUCCACUCUCUUCUAGACAUCAUAGAUCUUCCCUUUAAUGUAAUCAAAGAAGAUGUACUUUCAGAACCUGAUCCCAGUCACACUCUAGAAGAGAGAGUGGUCCAUUGGUAUUUCAAACUACUUGAUAAGAACUCCAGUGGUGACAUUGGCAAAAAAGAAAUCAAGCCUUUUAAGAGAUUCCUUCGGAAAAAAUCCAAACCCAAGAAGUGUGUGAAGAAAUUUGUUGAGUAUUGUGAUGUGAAUAAUGACAAAUCCAUCUCUGUUCAAGAGUUAAUGGGCUGCCUUGGUGUUACAAAAGAAGAAGGUAAAGCAAACACAAAGAAACGUCAUACUCCUAAAACCAACUCUGAAAGCACUUCCAACAGGCAGCCAAAGAAGCAAGGAUGAAAGGCUAACGUUAACAAGGCAGAUCUUCGACAUGUGGGAGAUUCCCUCACCAAAAGGCAAUUAAAAAAAAAACAACCAUAGUAUUUGCACUUUGUACUUUAAAUGUAAAUUCACUUUGUAGAAAUGAGAUAUUUAAGCAGACUUUUAAUCUGUGAAAAUGGAAUGGCUAGUUUCAAAAAAUUAAUCACAUACAAUGUAUGUGUCUUCUUUUGACCUUUGAAAUCUGUACUUGGUGGAGAUGUAUUAAGUUUGCAUUUGAACUUUUUUUUUUAAUUUUAAAACAUUUUUUCUGCAAACAUUAAUGUAGUAGACACCAUCUUAUUGUAGUAGGUUAUCUUGGUUCUAAUACCAUGCCUCUUUUCCUAACCAGUACAGUCAUUUAACAUAGUUAUGCUGACAAUUUGCUUUAUUUGAAAUCUACUGUACUCACAAUAUUCUUGAAUCAGUUUUGGAAUCUUUAGGUUUCCAAAAAAAGUUUGUAAGAUAUCGCUGACUCAGCUUUGCAGUUUCUAAGAGAAUGGAUUUGUAGCAUAGGGAAGGGUUUUCGUUUUGUUUUAUUUUGCUUUCCAGAGAUCAUGCUCGUGCAGUGAGCUAUGCAACCACUACAGGAUUCAAACAACUACAUUUAGUGCUCUUAUAGGAAAAUAGUUUUUUUUAAACAUUUGCUAUGCACCUUCCAUUGUAAUCUUUUGCUUAAGUUUUGCCUUUGGCUCAGAUUAGUCAUGCAGCAAACUGAAAGAGAGUGAGGUGAAUUGGAGUGUCACUCAAAGUUGGUCCUGCCAAACCCUAGAGCAUGUUCCUCCUGCUGUCAGGACAAGGCAGUAAAGAGUUAGAUUUAUUCAGGACAGUAAAUCUAAUUAUGGAGAGAUGAGGCAGGCUAAACAUGCUUGUCUGUCUUUUUUUUUUCCUUACACCUGGCAGAAUCCUCUUCCACCUGAGGCUGUCCCCAGGUCCAUUAGAAGGUAAAGCUAUCACCUCAGUAAUGAUGAACGGUUGCCUUCCUGAGAUAUGGCCAGCCAGUGUCAGCUGUGUUUUAGCCACUGGCCUUAGAAGCCAAGGAAUUCUGGUAGGCUUUCAUAUCUUUCUUUCCUCUCAUCCUUUUGGGAAUGCCUCAAGCAAGUAAGAAUUUGCAGGUGAGCUAAGAAUUCUGUGUCCCAUGGAUCCCUGGGAGAAAAGAUUCAGGAGCUGAGUACCGACACAGUGUAAGCAGCAGAAAUGUUCGGUGUCUGCUGGCAUCUCCAAACCUGGCAUCCAGAGGAGGAAACUUUACUGUAAUCAAAGGGCAUGAACUUGCUUAGUUAAGACAUUUGGGGCAUGACAUGCAAGUAGUGAAUGACAAUUAGCUGUGGUGCUGUCUAGGCUUGGACUUCUGGUUGGGAAAAAAAAUCUUUAUGGCAAAUAAAACACUCAUGGAAAAAGACAUGUAUGAAUAUAUUUUAAAUGUGCAAAAAUCAGAACUGUAAACAUUGGAGCAACAGGAAAAAGUACAAAUGUGUUUCAUUUUUGUUUAAGGAAAGGGUUUGAUACAAAAUUUAUUUGGUAAUCUUUCAUAUUGUUAAACUUU